Molecule: messenger RNA, 309 nt
Organism: Penicillium argentinense
Lineage: Eukaryota; Fungi; Ascomycota; Eurotiomycetes; Eurotiales; Aspergillaceae
Product: elongin C
Exons: 3
Coding region: 1-309 (102 amino acids)
Biological process (GO): ubiquitin-dependent protein catabolic process
Cellular component (GO): elongin complex
Molecular function (GO): protein-macromolecule adaptor activity
Source: RefSeq, a predicted model, not a curated record
AUGGAGUCCACCUCUGAGCCAGGAUAUGUGACCCUGGCUUCCGGCGACGGCUUCGAAUUCAUCCUGCCACGCAGCGCGGCCUGCGUAUCUGGCACCAUCCGCCGCAUGCUUGAUCCCAACAGUAAAUUUGCCGAAGCUCUUACUGGUUACUGUGUCUUCGACAGCUUUAGUGGCCUGGUCCUCGAGAAAGUCUGCGAAUACCUUCUCUACAACGAAAAGCACAAGUCCUCGAAGAAUGUGGCAGACAUGGACAUUCCGUCAGAUAUCUGCUUGGAACUCUUGAUCGCUGCUGAUUACCUGGAUGUCUGA